Molecule: messenger RNA, 1837 nt
Organism: Diceros bicornis minor
Lineage: Eukaryota; Metazoa; Chordata; Mammalia; Perissodactyla; Rhinocerotidae
Gene: HYAL3
Product: hyaluronidase 3
Biological process (GO): carbohydrate metabolic process; hyaluronan catabolic process
Cellular component (GO): acrosomal vesicle
Molecular function (GO): hyalurononglucosaminidase activity
Source: RefSeq, a predicted model, not a curated record
GGUGUAAUUGCUCUGAGAGGCCUAUGGGGCCCCUGGGGGACCAUGCUUUCCCCACCUUCCCAUCCUUGUGGGGAGGAGCUGGGGGAGUUUUCCUAGCUUUCCCUGCUGUAUGGAAGGUGUGGCCAUGGUUGGAGACUCUAAGCUUACACUCCGUCUCUCCUGCAGGUUUCCAUCCCUGGGACAUGACCAUGCAGCUAAGCCCAGCCCUGGUGCUAGGGGUGGCCUUGUGUCUGGGGUGUGGCCAGCCCCUGCUGCAGGCCCCUGAACGCCCCUUCUCGGUGCUGUGGAACAUACCCUCAGCACACGUUGCCCGCUUUGGUGUGCACCUUCCACUAGAGGCCCUGGGCAUCACAGCCAACCGUGGCCAGCGUUUCCAUGGCCAGAACGUCACCAUCUUCUACAAGAACCAGCUCGGCCUCUAUCCCUACCUUGGGCCCAGGGGCACAGCUCACAAUGGGGGCAUCCCCCAGGCUGUGCCCCUUGACCGCCACCUGGCACAGGCUGCCUACCAGAUCCACCACAGCCUGGGACCUGGCUUCAUUGGCCUGGCAGUGCUGGACUGGGAGGAAUGGAGUCCCCUUUGGGCUGGGAACUGGGGCCACCGCCAAGCCUAUCCUGCAGCCUUAUGGGCUUGGGCACAGCGGCUGUUCCCCCACCUAGACCCCCAGGAGCAGCUCCACAAGGCCCAAACUGGCUUUGAACAGGCAGCCCGUGCACUGAUGGAGGACACGCUGCAGCUGGGCCAGGCACUGCAGCCCUGUGGGCCCUGGGGCUUCUAUUACUUCCCAGCCUGUGGCAAUGGCUGGCAUGGUAUGCCUUCCAAUUACACGGGCCACUGCCAUGCAGCCACCCUUGCCUGCAACACCCAACUGCAUUGGCUCUGGGCUGCCUCUAGCGCCCUCUUCCCCAGCAUCUACCUCCCACCCAGGCUGCCGCCUACUCACCACCAGGCAUUUGUCUGAUACCGCCUGGAGGAGGCCUUCCGUGUGGCCCUCGCUGGACAUCCACAUCCCCUGCCCGUCCUGGCCUAUGCCCGCCUCACACACUGGAGCUCUGGGAGGUUCCUGUCCCAGGAUGACCUUGUGCAGACCAUGGGUGUGGGCGCAGCACUGGGGGCAGCCGGCGUGGUGCUCUGGGGGGGUCUGAGCUUCUCCAGCUCUGAGGAGGAGUGCUGGCGUCUCUAUGACUACCUGGUGGUCACUCUGGGCCCCUAUGUAAUCAAUGUGACCAGGGCAGCCAUGGCCUGCAGUCACCAGCGGUGCCAUGGCCAGGGGCGCUGUGCCUGGCGAGACCCAGGACAAAUGGAAGCCUUUCUGCAUCUGCAGCCACACGGCAGCCCUGGAGCUUGGGAGUCCUUCAGCUGCCGCUGUUGGGGCUGGGCUGGCCCUACCUGCCAGGAGCCCAGGCCUGAAGAAGCAGCAUAAAGCACCGGACCUUCUUGUCCCUGCUGCCUGUUCCCCAGUCCUGGAGGAAGGAAUCUGUCCCACUCUUGUUCUCAUUAGCUUACAGUCAUUCCUCCAAUACACACACCACACUUCCCAUGGGAUCCCUGGGGAGUGGAAGGGGCCAAAAAAACACACUAUUUUAAAACCAGAAGCCCUCUGAGAUCACCUGAUCCCUCCUGCCAACAAAGCAGUCCCAGGGAGAGUCAGGGUUCCAGAUGGUUAGAGUUGCCAGCCCAGGGCUCUGUUCCUACACAUCACUGGGUCCGUGUAGAGGUACCAGGAGACGCGUCCAGGGGCAGGUGAGCCCCAAGAGGAUCUUGGCUAAGGUCUAUAAGUGCUAAGUUGUUGUCUGUACUCUGCUUUCAUCAUAAAGUCACUUUUUCUUUCACUGC